This is a messenger RNA of Lactuca saligna, 549 nucleotides long. The record is from the annotation of a GenBank genome assembly. Lineage: Eukaryota; Viridiplantae; Streptophyta; Magnoliopsida; Asterales; Asteraceae.
AUGGCUUCGAACACCGUCAUCAUCCUCUCUUUCCUCGUAGCUCUCGUUUUCUCCUGCAACCUCCAAACCACCACGGCCCGCCGCCUCUUAAACAUCCCAGGCCUCCCUGGUUCCCCAUCAUUACCACAAGUCCUUCCUCUUAAGGCGUUCCAAGAUCAUUUCCCAACUCCGUUCUUCUCGUUGGCAUCACAAGCAACGCCUCCUCCCAGCCGUUCUUCCCUCUUAUCAUCGGCAACCCCUCCACCCCCUCGUUCUACGUUUUUCCAAUCGGCAAUUCCUCCACCCCACAGCUAUUCCAUAUUGUCAUCUGUAACCCCUCCGCCCAGUCGUUCUUCUCUCUUCCUAUCGGCAACUCCUCCACCCCGCCGCUAUUCCAUUUUCUCAUCAGCAACACCACCACCCAGCCGUUCUUCCAUCUUCUUAUCAGCAAACCCACCACCCAACCGUUAUUCCCUCUUCACCUUAGCAACUCCUCCACCCAGCCAUGCGUCUCUCUAUCGGUAUGCAACCCCUCCACCCAACCGUUCCUCCCUCUUCUCUUCGGCCUAG